AUUAAUAGUACCAUUAAGAAAGAGUUCUGUCCUUCUCCAUAAAUUAACGUAACAGUUAAGAAGCCGGAAAUUAAAAUACCGCCUUUGACUUAAGUCUUAAUGGAUCGAAAUGUGGUAAGCAAACAUCUUAUACACUUCCUACUUUCCUUUCUUUUAACUUCAUUAGAACGCAGUACACAGACGCAGACGCACCCAAACUUGCUGUCGUCGAAACAUCCCACUUUUUCAGGAAAAAUGGGGAUCAGAAAUUAUAGCGGAGCUGUAGUACAGGCUAAAUCGUUUGAAGAAAUACGGUGCUCAAUGGUCUUGACAAGUGGAAUACACGAGAUUUUAACAUACAUUCUAUUGCUGAACAUUAUCAUAUCUGUCACUGCAUUCAUUGGAAACACGCUGAUUUUAGUUGCCCUUGGAAAAGAUUCUUCCCUUCCAACACCGUCUCGACUUUUACUCCGUUGUUUAGCAAUAACUGACCUAUGCGUUGCUCUCAUUGUGGAGCCACUCAAUAUCACUUAUUUAACGUCCAUUAUCAAUUACGAUGUGAAUCUUUGUCGAUUUUCAGCUGUAGCAUCGUUCAUGGCAGGUUAUAUGUUAGGUUCAGUGUCCUUACUAACUUUAACUGGAAUAAGCGUGGACAGACUUCUAGCCCUGUUCAUGUGGCUGAGAUACAGAGAAAUAGUAACCGUAAAGAGAACGUUUGUAGUCCUUACAACCUUUUGGGUUCUGUCCUCUUUAGUCUCUGCAACGUAUCUGGUAGGUCACCAAAUAACAUUUUGGUAUGGUCGCAUAGUAAUAACAUUGUGUCUAGUAACCGCAAUCCUCUCUUACACAAAGAUUUUCUUCGCAAUUCGUCGUCAUCAGAUCGAUGUGAAACAACGCACCCAACAACAACAAACCAACCAAACAAUACUAAACAUCGCUCGAUACAGAAAGGCAGUGUACACUGCAUUGUGGGUGCAGGCGGUGUUGGUUGUUUGCUAUCUUCCAUAUAGUAUAGUCAUAGCUUUGUUUAGUCAUGAGAGCAUUUCAUCAUCGUAUUUUGUCUCUUGGACGGUAACAGUGAGUCUGGUUUAUCUUAACUCGUCGUUAAAUCCAUUUCUUUACUGCUGGAGGAUUAGUGAAAUUAGACAAGUUGUCAAGGGGACGAUUAGGCAAGCAUUUAACUGUAUAUGGAAUUAGAGCAUUAGCAAGUCACAAAAGAUAAUAUAUACUGACAAAAGUUAAGUCAAUUUCUGCUCCAUUUGAGUUCGUCGUCGAAACUUAAUUUAACGUAAGUCAUUAUCACUUAGUUCGACAAUUAAGAGGAAGCGGGAUUUUUUUGUAAAUAAAGUAAUUUUAAAUCUUA
Pocillopora damicornis (cauliflower coral) is the source of this 1342-nucleotide messenger RNA. Its product is annotated as putative G protein-coupled receptor 45. Gene Ontology annotation, cellular component: membrane. Gene Ontology annotation, biological process: G protein-coupled receptor signaling pathway. Gene Ontology annotation, molecular function: G protein-coupled receptor activity. The record is from RefSeq and is a predicted model, not a curated record. Lineage: Eukaryota; Metazoa; Cnidaria; Anthozoa; Scleractinia; Pocilloporidae.